ACUGCCUAAGUAGAGAGUGAGAAAGGGGGCAAUGGAAGUUGAGAAGAUGAUCAGUAGCAUGGGAUCAGCUACUAAUUAUAAGAACGAUGAUGAUGAUGAUGUUGAUGUUCCAGUACUUCCAGGGUUCCGUUUCCAUCCGACUGAUGAAGAACUUGUGGGGUUUUAUCUUCGUCGCAUGAUCGAGAAAAAGCCCUUGCGUAUCCAACUCAUCAACCAGGUUGAUAUCUACAAAUACGACCCUUGGGAUCUUCCAAUGCAUAUGCCUUCAGAGGGUGGUAAAGCUGGAGACAAGGAGUGCUACUUCUUUUGCAAACGAGGGAAAAAAUACAAAAAUAGUGUAAGACCUAAUAGAGUCACUGGGUCCGGGUUUUGGAAGGCAACUGGGAUUGACAGACCAAUAUAUUCUACCGAUCAUGUCCAAGAAGGAGAAGGCCAUGAAUGCAUUGGACUCAAGAAAUCAUUGGUAUACUAUCGCGGGAAAGCUGGGAAGGGCACAAAGACGGAUUGGAUGAUGCAUGAAUAUCGUCUUCCUGAUUAUCAUGAUCAUGAUCAUCAUAAGAUCAUUACCAAACGUAUCCAUGUUAAAAACAUCGUUGAUCAAGAAGCUGAAGUUUGGACACUUUGUCGAAUACUUAAGCGAAAUGCAUCUUGUAAAAAGUACAACAUACCAGAUUGGAGAGAAGUAUCUUCCAAAACAAAUCCAGUCGAUGAUGAAAGUUGUAAAACAUGUGGUAGUGUAGAGAUGAAUGGGAGUCACGAAAACUACGGCAUGAGUUCCGAAGCUCCAACAAAUCAACAAAAUGAGAAGAAGCAAUUUGUGAAUCAUGUGGGUGAGGCCAACCAAUUAUUGAGUAGUACUGUAGGCCAGCUGAGCUCUAUAAUAUCGCAAACUCCGUCUUCUUCAUCAAGCCCCUUUGGACCCCGGGUGAAGGAGUUCACUACUUAUGGGGACUGGGAUGAGCUCACACCGGUUGUGGAAUUUGCUUUCAAUCCAUUUCUGCAGGGUAAUUAA
Molecule: messenger RNA, 1012 nt
Organism: Rhododendron vialii
Lineage: Eukaryota; Viridiplantae; Streptophyta; Magnoliopsida; Ericales; Ericaceae
Product: transcription factor JUNGBRUNNEN 1-like
Exons: 3
Coding region: 32-1012 (326 amino acids)
Biological process (GO): regulation of DNA-templated transcription
Molecular function (GO): DNA binding
Source: RefSeq, a predicted model, not a curated record